CAGAAAUCGAAUUCUUUCGUCUGUACUUCACCCGCAGAUUCUCAAGUAAACUGUUCCUGAAAGAUUUAAAGAGAUGACCUCACACGAUUAAGUCACAAACGCGUUCGAUUCCAGUUGAAUGGAGUGACCAUCACAUUUCUGUUGGAUUUUUAGUCGUUCGAUCAUGGAUGACGUUUUGGACGAGGUCGUUUCUUCAGAGGAUUUAAAGAAAUUUGAGUGUAAAUAUCACGACCACCUUCGCACAGGGGAUGUUACGCCAAAAGUGCAAUUCGAGUAUGCGUGGUGCUUGGUCAGGAGCAAGUAUCCUGCGGAUAUCAGAAAAGGAAUUAUCCUGUUGGAGGAUCUUUUCAAUAAUCAUUGCGACAGUGAACGGCGAGACUGUCUAUAUUAUUUAGCAAUUGGAAAUGCUAGGAUAAGGGAGUAUCAGAAAGCUUUGGGGUAUGUGAGAAUGUUCUUGCAAGUUGAACCAUCUAAUCAGCAAGUACAGCACUUGGAGACAUUAAUAAAAAAGAAAAUGGAAAAAGAGGGUUUCAAAGCAAUGGCAGUUGCUGGCAUGGGUAUAGUUGGAGUAGCUACCGUUCUUGGACUUGGUAUUGCAAUGGCUAAGCGUAAGGGGUAACUUUGUAUGAACCGUGGGAUUCUUCUGAUAUCGUAGAUUUACCAAAAAUUGAAUAUUUAAAAAAAAUGAGAAACGCUAUCACACUAUACAGAAAAAUAAAAGCAUUCGAGCAGGACUUUAAAAGCGAAGAUCAUACGUUAAAGGCACCAAAUGGGUUUUGUUCCAUCCAAGAAUAGUAAUAACACCAGAUAAUGCCUUUCUUGUUAUUGCAUACCUUUUUAGACUACCUUAGUAUCAAAGAUGAUAGUUUUCAGACAUUAGUUUUGCAUUCUACGUGGUUUGAUUUUAUACAAGAGAGAACUCAUAAAAUUUUAAUUGUUCUCCAUAAAUUUGAUAACUUAUUUUGGAACAUUCCAAGAAAUGUUUCUUAUACGACUCCUUUCAGACCAAAGCUAUAAUGAUACGUUAAUUAAGGUUUGUACAGAGUGCAGAUAUUAUGUAAAAUAAUUAGCCCCGCGUUAUUACGAUUGCCAAGCAAUAAACAUUCAUAAUUUGCCCUCUAUCUACAAUUUCUUAUUCGAGUGCAUGAAUUCAAGGUUUCGGUAAGCCUAAGACAUUUUGUCCAAAGAUAGAAUACCGAAAAUUAAUUAUCCACACGAUUAUAAUUCAAGUUUUUGAAUACGACGUCAACAUUUUGGAUGUUAAAUUAUAAAUUUAUGAUCGAUGUAAUGUAGGGAAUAUAUUAUUAUUUAUCUUAGUUGUAGGACUUAUUAAUUACAUAUUAUGGAUGAUGGGAAUCUGCUUUGUCUUUUGUAAACAUUCGUGUAUUUCUAUCGUUCAAGUACAGAAUUUGGUAUAAAAUUAAAAGGGGUAAUACAGGAUUACAUAGCAUGUAUGUCUUAUAUUUAGAAACGCGUUUCUAUUUUGUAUCGUCUAACAGCUAAUAAUGAAUGGUGAAAAUGUUGAAGA
Orussus abietinus is the source of this 1528-nucleotide messenger RNA. RefSeq names its product mitochondrial fission 1 protein (gene Fis1). NCBI's taxonomy places the organism in Eukaryota, Metazoa, Arthropoda, Insecta, Hymenoptera, Orussidae. Gene Ontology annotation, cellular component: mitochondrial outer membrane; peroxisomal membrane. The record is from RefSeq and is a predicted model, not a curated record. The coding region runs from base 164 to 619 and encodes 151 amino acids. Gene Ontology annotation, biological process: mitochondrial fragmentation involved in apoptotic process; autophagy of mitochondrion; mitochondrial fission. Gene Ontology annotation, molecular function: protein binding. The transcript has 5 exons.